Neocloeon triangulifer is the source of this 1392-nucleotide messenger RNA. RefSeq names its product acetylcholine receptor subunit alpha-like. The transcript has 4 exons. The coding region runs from base 52 to 1212 and encodes 386 amino acids. Gene Ontology annotation, cellular component: membrane. Gene Ontology annotation, molecular function: extracellular ligand-gated monoatomic ion channel activity; transmembrane signaling receptor activity. The record is from RefSeq and is a predicted model, not a curated record. Gene Ontology annotation, biological process: monoatomic ion transmembrane transport. NCBI's taxonomy places the organism in Eukaryota, Metazoa, Arthropoda, Insecta, Ephemeroptera, Baetidae.
CACAAGUGGUCUCCUCUCCAUCUCGCUCGCUCGGCCAACUCAACAGGCGAGAUGAUCUUGGAAUUCCAGCCGCGCAAUUAUUCCUCCACUUUCCUGCUGGCAUGCCUCGUGCUGCUCCAAUUAUCGCUAAUCAGGAGCCAAAAACCCGAGACGAUUCUCAGAAGGAAUCUUCUGUCAAAUUACAACAAGGAGUUGCUGCCACGCGAGAACAACAGUGCUCUGGUCAAUGUGUCGACUUAUCUCGUCAUAAAGCGCAUCGAGCCCAAGAAGAACUUCAUGGUCACCGUCCAGGCAAACCUUUUCGCCACCUGGAUGGACGAUUAUUUGAAGUACACGGACAACCCCGACGAUAUAAAAAAUCUUGUUGUCACGGCUGAUGAGGUUUGGGUUCCAGACAUCACCAUUUAUAACGUGGAGCUCACCACAAAAUUGUUCGGCGCCGGGAGCAGGUGCUAUUUAUACCCAAGCGGCAAGUUGUCCUGCAAGCGACGAUUUUCCGUGUCCAUUUAUUGUCAACUUGACUACAAAGAGUGGCCUCACGAUACGCAAGUUUGCGAGUUGUUCAUUGGUGCUUGGGCUGAGACUCGCGUGAACUUGGUCACCAUGGGCAAGAACGGAUACUCUCUAAACCUGCUUAGGAACAAUCCAAGAUGGCUCGUCAAAAAUGUGACUGUCAAUCCGCAACCCAUCGGACACGGUGGCGCCAUUUACAUCAGGUACAAUUUUGAACUGAAGAGGAAGGAUAUGGGGCACUACAAUGAGUACGUUGCACCGGCCAUGAUUAUCGCUCUGCUGUCGUUGAGUCCGUUUUGGUUGCCCAGGGACAGAGGACUGCUCAGGAUUGCCAUGACGAUGGUCACGCUCACUUUGAAUGCCUUGUUUUUACAGCACUUAGGAUUUGAUAUUUUGGGAUGGAGUGGAGACACUGUGCCGAAAAUAGGUCAAUUCUACCGGGACGGCAUCUACAUGAACCUGUUCUCGGUGCUAAUCACGGCGGUGCUGCGGCUGCUGUGCUCGACGGAGGCGGCCGUGCCCGCCUAUCUGGCCCCGAUUUCGGCCUUUCUGGGCUCGUCGCCGGUGACCCGCACGGUGCUCUGCGUGCCUCCCAAGACCGGGCCGUGGCAUCCGCUGGCUGCUUUAUUGGACCGGGCCGCAUUCUUGGCGGCCGCUCUUAUCUAUUUCCUGGUCCUUGUGGAUCUGGUGCCCGCCUAAUGUGCGUUUAGGGAAAUGCGAGCUGGGGGGACAUUAUACGAGCGGCGGGAUUUCUUCUCUCUUUUCCGAUCGAGAUUGCGCCCCCCUGCCUUUGUAUGAUAAACACCAUUUAUAUCGAAUUUAAAACGCAUCUUGGAGGGCGCCGAAGAAGGAAAUAAAAAAAGAGGAAAAUCCAACAAA